Lingula anatina is the source of this 2317-nucleotide messenger RNA. RefSeq names its product Iroquois homeobox protein 5a. NCBI's taxonomy places the organism in Eukaryota, Metazoa, Brachiopoda, Lingulata, Lingulida, Lingulidae. The record is from RefSeq and is a predicted model, not a curated record. Gene Ontology annotation, biological process: regulation of transcription by RNA polymerase II; neuron differentiation; cell development. Gene Ontology annotation, molecular function: DNA-binding transcription factor activity, RNA polymerase II-specific; RNA polymerase II cis-regulatory region sequence-specific DNA binding. Gene Ontology annotation, cellular component: nucleus.
GUGUGAUUGGCUGACUGGAGAGCUGAUUUUCAUACACAAACAGUAUUUUUAGUUUCCACCAAACGUUCGGGGCCAAAAGGCAUCAGGUCUGUAAAACCCCGAGGUCCUACAAACUACAGAAGCAUAAACCACGAGCUAGUCAGGCGGACACUGGGGGUCUCUCUCCAAGUGACCAGAAGCGACCUGAGCACGGAGGGACUGUCAAAUUUUAUCUUCGAGGUGGCCGUCAUUGCAUGCGCCUGGCAUUACUACGGGACUGUUGCUUUCUGUUGUUCUUGGAUAUUACGUAGCUCUACAUCUUGACUGAUCGUAGGAACAGAUCUUGAAUAAAUAUGAUGUCCAACCCCACGGCUGCCUCUCUCGCCGGAUAUUCCUACGGGAUUCCGUGGUCGACUCCCACCACCCCCGUGGAUAAAGGAGUCUCCCCCACGGCGGGACACAAGAUGGGAUCCCCGACGUUGGUCACUCCCAAACCGUCCGUGCCAGGGACAUCAACGUGCCAACCCUCCGCAAUGUCCAUGUACCCUUAUUACGCUCCGGCGUUUCUCGGGGGAUCUAACCCAGGAAUGAACCUAAUAUACGACCCGGCAGCUAUGUACAACUCUCUGCACACGGAGCCCAAGGACAAGGCCGAUCCCUCCAGUACAUGGGGUGGCAUGAAUUCCCGUCUUUGGUACCCCAGUUUGUACGGGCAGACGACAGCCGCUGCCUUCAAUGGGUACGCGGCGUCACCAUACGCCUCUGGUGCCGCUGCGCAGGGAUACGGCACAACGGGCCCCAUCAAAACCACAGUAUCACGAGAAAACACUCGGACGCUUAAAGCAUGGCUUCAUGAGCACAGAAAAAAUCCAUACCCGACCAAAGCCGAAAAGAUCAUGCUAGCCAUCGUGUCGCGUAUGACACUGACUCAAGUCUCCACUUGGUUUGCCAAUGCAAGAAGGCGUCUGAAGAAAGAAAACAAAAUGACAUGGGAGCCGAAAUAUCGAUCAAAUUCACAAGAUGGCGACGCUGAUGGUGAUGGUGACGUCAUUGAUGACGACAUGGAUGAGGAUGUUGACGUAGACAAUCAUGACGACACGAACAGUUCUGUGGAUGAGACCGAAAUUUUUGGAAAUACAGAAAAAGAUUCACUAAAAGCUGUAAAGACGACGCUUUCAACACCAGAGUUGUCGCAGACGACAGUUUCUAGAUCACGUGACGAUGAUUGUGCGAAAAAUUCACUGGACUUUCCCCGCACGGGGGAUUUAGAUGAACAUAACCGACAUACAGACUCCGUCUCUCCAGCAGCCUGCGCUUUUCCACAAGAACUUUACGGAAGAGAUAAAGUUAUGGAACUUGCGGACCCAUUGUCACCGUCCUCUUCCAAACCAAAAAUUUGGUCCAUAGCACAUAUAGCCACAUCGAACUGUAAAGCUUUAGAUGUGUCAGCGUCGCCGGCAAAACAAGCCCAAAUCUUUAAACUUCACCCAUCAGAGGCGGUCACAACCACAACAGCGUUAAACGCAGAUGUUAAACCGUGCGCAGUGGAACUGUGAAACCCAUUUUCUACUUGCUCUGGUAGUUGUUACUUAUAAUUUCAAGGAUCCUCCGCGAGGUGGUGCUAGUCAGAUAACCUGUUUUUUUAUUCACUAAAUAAAAAUCAGGAUGGGCUAGGCGGCCCUAUACUGCCCUCAACCAUAAAAUGGAGGGGGCUUGCACUGCAGACGACCAAUCAAUUUGAUUGAUGAGAUUGCGUGGACUCGGAUGAAGCGUUAGAAUCUGUGCUGCUUUAAACCAUAGAAUCAGCGAAGAAAAAAGCUUUCAUUUCGCCGAAAACCUCUCAGAGAGAGAGAGAGAGAGAGAGCAAGAGAGAGCAAGAAAGUUACGUUUUACAGCUCUAUUAAGAAGAGACAGGUAGCUCUUCGCCGGAAGUAAUGAACUAGUUGACAAGGUAAAAGUAGAGCGUGCAUAUUCGAGGCAGUAUAUUUAAAGAAAUUCGAGUUAGAAACCCUUUAAGUUUUCACUUAGAGCCUUCAUUUCUCCUAUUUCAGAGCGUUUGUUAGAAACCAAAAUGUCAACACACUAAGAAUGCGAUUACACACACAUAUAUAUAUAUAUAUAGCAAAUAUACAUACACAUCUUAUUUAUUUUUAAUUUUUAAGGAGGUGUCAACCUUUUUAAAGAUUUAAUUGAAAAGUAAGAACUUCUUUUGAUAAUGCUAUAUAAUAUGAUAAGGUUAAACAAUCGAUUUACUUCUACCAGGUAAAGGAAUCCGCCAAUUUAUACUGCGUUUCUGUUAUAAGCCCAACGUUUGUAAAUAAUGUAACACCAAAGAAUG